AUGAAGCUGGGAGAAGAGGGAUGUGCUCCCAAGACACAUCCAGCAUCCAACAAGAAAGAUGGAGGGGAAUUGGUUAUACCAAUAAAAGGAAAUGAAAUUCCAGCAAAAAAGAAAAGGACACACGAUAGCAACGACAGCGAGUCAACCCCCAUUGUGAAAACCAAAAAGAAAGAAGAUGAGGACUAUGGAAAAAAGAAAGAGCAGACAAAGCAGGAAGAUGAUAGGAGGAUAGCGGAUGGGUCUGAACGAAAAGAAAGAGGGGAGAGCAGGAGAAGAUAUGACGAAGCUAGGAGUUCAUACCAUUCUACUAGAUACGAGGAUGACGAAACCAUAGUUAAGAGAAGAGAAGAUGAACAGAGGGAUCGGAAUGAUCAUUGGGAUAGGGAACGAGAGGCCAAACUAAGGAUAGAUAAAAGAGAGGGAAAGAGGAAGGAGGGGUUUGGAUGGAGAGAGGGAAACUGA
Strongylocentrotus purpuratus (purple sea urchin) is the source of this 462-nucleotide messenger RNA. Its product is annotated as vicilin-like seed storage protein At2g18540. Lineage: Eukaryota; Metazoa; Echinodermata; Echinoidea; Camarodonta; Strongylocentrotidae. The transcript is spliced from 2 exons. Bases 1 to 462 code for a protein of 153 amino acids. The record is from RefSeq and is a predicted model, not a curated record.